Thunnus maccoyii (southern bluefin tuna) is the source of this 1141-nucleotide messenger RNA. Its product is annotated as nanos homolog 1-like. The coding region runs from base 230 to 910 and encodes 226 amino acids. Gene Ontology annotation, molecular function: mRNA binding; zinc ion binding. Gene Ontology annotation, cellular component: perinuclear region of cytoplasm. The record is from RefSeq and is a predicted model, not a curated record. Gene Ontology annotation, biological process: oogenesis; negative regulation of translation. The transcript has a single exon. NCBI's taxonomy places the organism in Eukaryota, Metazoa, Chordata, Actinopteri, Scombriformes, Scombridae.
ACUCUGUAGACCCUCCAAUGGGGCCAGCUAGAUAAUCAACUUGAACCAAACCACGCCCCUCUGUUUUAUUCCGGGGAACUUAUCAGCGCCUACAUGUUGAGUGCUCUGCAUACGAGACCCAGCAAGAGGAGAGAGAAGACCACCUUCACAGGCUACCCAUGCUGACAGACACGCCAUCAGAAACGCCUAUUCACUUGUGUGGACAUUAAACUCUCCCAGCUGUGACAGGAUGGAUCUUUUAGACCGCGGCUACUUAGACGCGCGGUCUCCGUAUGAUUACACCUUUAAUUUUUGGAACGACUACCUCGGCCUGUCGACACUUGUCGCCAAAAAUAAGAUCAACAGCCCGUCCUGUAGUCCCAACUCUAUAACCGAGUCUCUUAAAGCGACCCUGGGCUUGGACGAUUCUCCGGUUUGCUCCUGCGUAAUUGGGCAGGGCAGGGACAGCGACGGACACUUGGACUGCUGCUGCGCGGCCCCGGGCUCCCCGCCGAUCUCCAUCUAUGAUCUCAAGGAGCGCAUCUCGCUUCUCAGGCCGUACGAACACUUUGCUGGUGAUUCUCCGCUUGCAGACAGAGAUUCACCCUCCUAUAGGGGAAGUUUCCCCGGCCUUGACCUGCUCUCCAUGGACAGAAGGCGCAAACAGACUCAGAGGAGCAAGCCGGAGCCGAAGGUGUGCGUCUUCUGUCGGAAUAACGGCGCACCGGAGGAGGUUUACGGCACCCACAUCCUGAAGACAGCGGACGGCAGAGUCCUGUGCCCCAUCCUCCGGGCAUACACCUGCCCUCUCUGCAGUGCCAACGGCGACAAUGCGCACACCAUCAAGUACUGCCCGCUUUCUAAAGAUCAGCCGAGCCAGAGAGUGGCGAAGGGAGGCAGAGCGAUUGGAAAGAGGCUGAAAAUCUUCUAAAGCGAGGACAUGAAUGAAGUUUGAGCUGCACUGUCUGAAAUUACUAGUGUGUAUGGCAGUAAUUUUUGGCCCCCCACCCACCCCCCAUUUUAAUGCACAAGACAAGUCUGGAGAGAAAGAUUUUAAGAAAAUGAGAUUUUUAUUGAGUUUCUGUAUGUGUCACAGCUUCAUUUGUAAUGUUUUCGUCUAUCUUGUAACUCUCUAUGGGCACAUAGUUUACCCCCCUCCACC